Messenger RNA from Ruditapes philippinarum (Manila clam), 4692 nucleotides. RefSeq names its product toll-like receptor 4. Gene Ontology annotation, biological process: signal transduction. The transcript has a single exon. Gene Ontology annotation, molecular function: protein binding. Lineage: Eukaryota; Metazoa; Mollusca; Bivalvia; Venerida; Veneridae. Bases 106 to 2376 code for a protein of 756 amino acids. The record is from RefSeq and is a predicted model, not a curated record.
GGACGGUUUUUGUCGUUGUUAUAUGUGAAAUAUUAAACUGAAAUGAAAAUUUGUCAGAGAUUGUUUGCUGAUUUGAAUAAUUGAUGGGCUAGCUUCAGUUUUAAGAUGGCGGUACUUAAUCGUAUCACGUUUUUUACGAUAUGUGGAUUUUGUAUGUUCGGAAGCCUACAGUGUGAAUCUUCUAAGUUUAACGGCAUAGAACGUAAAUGGAAUAAAUGCACACGACAAGGUUUAGAACUUAAUUGUACCGGAUUACCAAGUGACAUUCCAAAUGGAGUGACGACAGUUCAUCUUAAAAAUAUUUACGUUCCAAAUAGAGUUCUAACACGUGGGGCGUUUUUGUCAACAAACUGGGAGCAUGUUACAAAACUUGUAAUAACUGCGGACAAUAGCCGGACUAAUAUGAAUAAUCCAGUUGGUGUAUUUGAUUCACUGUGUUUCAACGGUUUAAAAAGACUUGAGAUAUUACAUAUAGAUAUAUCAACCACUGUGGUAUUCAGGCCUGACACAUUAAUAGGAAUUCCCAAUUUGAAAUUGCUGGAUCUAUCAGGGUGCCGUAGAUUCGAUAUAGACUUUCUCAUCAGUGCGUUGAAUAACACAAAAGCAGUUCCCAACCUGAGGUCACUAAAUCUGUCCCUCUUAAAUACCUACCAUACCGGAAUCAGACUCGAAAACAAUUUCUUUGAACUCAUUUCAGCAAAAGGAAUAAAGGAGUUGGAUCUUAGUUCCAUCCAAGUGCUCUUCAUGAAUUUGACGUCGUUUAAAGAAAACUGUAAUACUUUAGAAUUUAUGAACAUAUCCCGGAUGAUGUUAAAUGAUUAUGAAAUUGACGAUCAUCCAAGUUUCUGUCCAAAUUUAAAAAGACUGGAUGCCAGCUAUAUAACGUUACCUUCAACAUUAAUUCCUGAUCGUGGUCCUCAGACGCUUGUUGUGGCAAACAAAUCUGUUCCCCUUUUCUUAAAUCUAAUACCGUAUUUUAGAAGUGUCGAAUACUUCAAUCUGGCAGGAUUAAUGGUAAAACAGACGCGGUACAUAUUAAAAAACGUAACAUUUUACGUUGUUGGAAUAAGUAAGUUCAAUUUGAAAACAUUAGUGUUGCGAGACAAUAGAUUUGAAAGACUUGAUUUAAGGGUAAUCGCUAAAAAGUUCAAAUUAGAGUCAAUAGAUUUAUCGCAAUGCAAUAUUCGAUUUAUUAACCCCAUGAUGUUUUCAGGUCUUUCUUUACUGAAACUCAUAGAUCUAUCUCAUAACAACCUAAAUGACAUGGUAGCAGAAAAUUCAAGUUUAUUUGAAAGACUGUACGAAAAUCUGAAACAUCUAACGGAAGUGAAUCUGUCGAAUAACCGUCUAACAACAAUACCGUACAAUAUGUUCGAAUCUAAUCGGAAAUUAGAAAUUAUACACUUAUCAGACAAUUUGUUGACUCAGAUUUCGUUUCACGCAGUUAACUUAAAUAAUCUCAAAACUAUUAAUUUAGAAAGGAACCAGAUAAAGGUCCUCGAUGCUGCAUCCUUGGUACGGCUGAAUGUCAUAAAAGAUUUAAAUAACAGCAAGUAUCCAAAUGGAUCUGAAGGAAAAACUUUAUUCAAGCUAACGGGCAACCCGAUAAGUUGUACCAACUGUGAUUCCCUUGCUAGCAUAACUUGGAUUUUUCAUUCCAAAUCAUCUAUAGAAAAUUCAUCUCUUCUCAAGUGUCGGAAUGAGCACGAGCAACUAGUUGGCAUCGAUCAAUCUGCUAUAGAUAAUGUCCAGAAAAUAUGUAACCGUCCAAAGGUCAUAAUAAUCUCAUGUGCCACUGUCGCGACUGUAUUAGUUGCAGCUAUAGUUUCGUUCAUUGCAACACGGCAACGCCGACGUCGUAAAGCGCAUGAAUUAGAAAUGGCAGACCGCGUGGCACUUAUUAGGGAAGGGACAGAAUGUUACGAGUUUGUGGUAUUUCUGUCGUACAGCAGUCAAGAUGAAGACUUCGUCCAGAAGUAUGUGUACCAGUCCCUCAAUGAGCAUCUUCAGAAAAUGGUCGGAGAUGAUCGGGACCUAAUUUGCGAAGGCGACAGGAAUUUUCAACUUGGACGCUCUAUUCAUGAUCAAAUUUCUGUACUUUUGAAGAAAUCAUCAGUGGUGAUGGUAGUUUUAACUGACAAUUACAGUCAGAGUAUUCAUUGUAGGAAUGAGUUUGAUCAGGCGUUUAUGUUAGAGAAACCAAUCGUGUUAAUGGUCAAAGAUCAAGUUGAAACCGCCCUUAUGACCCCUUUGAUACGAGAUUUGUAUGAGAAAAGGACAAGAGUACUAUGGUUGUGGGAAGACGGACAGUAUAAAUUGAAAACAACCUUGGAAAACGUGUGUACUUCGAUUAUUGAACUUGUUGAUUGUAAAUAAUAUAUCAAACGUGAAAUUCAAACGGCAUGAAGACUAGACCCUAUACGAAACGGAGCAGGAGAUUCGGAGAACUCCAUUGUUGGUUACAUUGUUAGAGAAAACUUUUCCAUCCAUCGAACCGGGAAAUCAUUACGAAUGGGUUAAUAUUAUGAUUUGCCGACUUUUAACAACUUAUAUUACGAUCAUCCUGACAUUGUCGAUAAUUUGAUGACACUUGUUUUAUUUAAGUGGAAUUCCUGAAAAAAUAUGGGUCAUUACGGUGUUGGGAUUUCUUUUCUCACUUAGAAAUAAGAAUCAAAUGUUAAAUAUUUUGUGGAAGAAUUUCUGUUUGUAAUAAUGUGUAUGACACAGGAGUAUCUUUUUUUUAAAAAAGCUAGUCAAUUAUUAUUUAAAUUGGCGUGUUGUGAUGUGCCUUAUAUUGCACUUAUAUUAUUAAACGUGAGUGCAAUACCGAAUUCUGUUUGACCAGUACACAGCUAUCAAACCUAUAUUGGAUAAGGCGACAAGCAAAAUGAAAUCGAGGAUAAAUUAAUUAAAUUGGAUCUGAUAACCAUAAUUAUAUUGAGCGAUCACAUGGUGCAAACGCUUGAAAUUCAUUUUACUACAUUUUAGUAUGGAAAGCCAUGGCUGUCUUAUAUUGUUAUGUUUAAAUUGAUUUAACCAUUUUGGAUAAUAUAUAACUUCACUUCGACUAUAUAUGAAUUGAUCACCUUCUAAAUAAAUCGUAAUCCAUUAUAUUAAUCCACAGUUACAAUAUAUGAAACCAUACCGUCAGCAUCACAGUUUUGGCCAUAUGUCGGUCGUUGAUCCACUUAACAUUUUUUUUAGAUAAUCAGUAAUUAACAGUUUCUCAGCAAGUGAAAGUCAACUAAUCGCCCGUGAUUUCUGAAUCAGCGGUAAGAAAUGACCAUUAGAUUCUAUGUCAUACAUUAUUAUUCUAUUAAAGCUAACUGAAAAGCUUACACACAUGAAAUAAUCAUUAGGAUUCGUCAGGAUUUGAACUCAAAGCGUGUGAGGAUAAAGUGGUUUGAAGUCGGUGACCUUAACUACCCGGAUAUGGAGGCUUAUUCAAAUCAGCCAGUAUCUAAUAAAUCUUAAGAUUCGGCAUUGAUUUUACGACAAAAAUAUGAAUAAAACUUCUGAGGAUUAAAAAAUAGUCUGCUGGUAUUGCAAUCAUAUGAAUUUGAAUUCGGAACUGUAUAUUGUAAAAUACAUUGGAAUUAUAAAUUUAUAUAUUGUUUAUUACAUGGUAAUUAUACAUCGGAACAUUUCUGGCAAGUUUUAGGCAAUUGGAGUAAGACAAAAUAAUUUAAACCAUUCAAGUAUUUUUCUUCAGAUUCAAAUAGUUUUAAUUGUUACAUCCUUUUACAUUAAAUAAAUAUGUAAAACUAUUUUUGACGUCGGCCUCAAAACCAAGCAUUCUACAGUUUCAUUAAACUUUUUAACAGUAUCGUUAUAAAUCUCAUCAAAUACUGUUCAUAAAUAAGGAUUUUAAAUGGAAAACCCCACGAUACACUAAAAUCCGUAUACGGAUUUUAACAUGCAAAUGAAGACUAUAAUCAGCUCGUGUAUGCGCUACGUCACGGUGUUAUAGUUGCUAUCCGGAACACAGCAAAUAUAAGAUUUUCUUGUGCAAACACAAUUUAACCGUUUAAACUUCACGGUGCACUAGGCCUGGGGUUCAGAAAAAUUAAUCAUCUCAUAAAAAAGAUUAAAUUUGUAUGAAAAUAACCGUUACAAUGCGGAAAUAUAACGUUAAAUUAGGACUGCUACUUAUAGCAAUGUUUGUUGAUUUAACAUUGAUGUACGGAUGAUCUGAAGGCAGAGUUUCUCAUGCAAACAAAAAUUGUACUUCCGAAUUCGUCACAAUGAGGUUGCACAUUUGUAUGCUCAUAAAACUCAUUUUGGUUGGAUACCAAAAUAAGACCUGGAGUCGAUAUGAAACACAAUUUUUUAAUGAAAUGUCGCUAUUUCUGUUUUUAUGAAAUUUAUUAAAUGUAACUUUAAGGAGCAGUAAAAAUAUAGACAUUCUUAUAUAAAUCCAAUACAUGUACAUUCUGAAAACAAUGGUAUAAAUGGCAUACAAGAAGAUGACUCAAAUGAAGCUAAGCUAUCAACAUUAUGAAAAUAAUCUUUAAAAUGAUUGGCUGUUUCAAACAUUCUAUUUAUAAACUUGGUUUUAUUUGGCUCUUUCAUACAUUAUAUUUAUAAACAUGAAUCUGAUUGGCUCUUUCAUGAACAAUGUUGAUUUGUUUUCAAUCUGAUUGGCUCUUGCAGACGUUAUUGUUUUUUAAAUUCUGAUUGGCUGUUUCAAAC